CAGUGAGAGAUGUUCAGCAGUGGAACUCUCUGCUGCGGACUGUGGCGGAGGCUCCUUCUUUGGAGGCUUUUAAGCAGAGGCUGGAUGGCCAUCUGUCGGGGGUGCUUUGAAUGCGAUUUCCUGCUUCUCGGCAGAAUGGGUUGGACCGGAUGGCCCAUGAGGUCUUUUCCAACUCUAUGAUUCUAAGAUUUUAUGGGUAUGCUCCCAGAAAUUAAUUGAAUGAAGCAGGUUAGGGCCAUAAUGAAAAAACUGCUGAAAUUGCUCCCUGUUUUAAUCACCCAGAGUCAGGCGCUUCCUUAAUGAGUUUUUCCAGACGCCUUCCUCCUGACUGCUUAGAUGCGUUAUAUAUAAAGAUGGAGAUAUCCUCUGCACAUAUAUAGGUUGCCUUAGGGAGCGGAGAGACACUGCUCACUGUCAGACAAAUUGAGAUCGCAAAGGAGAUGUCUAAGAUCCAGACCAAAGCCUUGGAUGUAAAACAUCCAGACCAGAGGAACCCAUAUAAAGGGAGACAUCAGUCAUACUAUGGAACUGGCUACGAUUCUCCAUUGGAUGCCAUGAGAGGCCCCAGAGAAAAGCUGAUGUACGUACAAUGUGUUUUAACCGGAACCGAUGCCCGGCAACCUGACUAUUUGGCGACGGUGGACGUGGAUCCAGAAUCGCCGUGUUAUUGCAAGGUCAUCCACCGCUUGCGCAUGCCUUACCUGGAUGACGAACUUCAUCACUCGGGCUGGAAUGCCUCCAGUAGAUUCUUCGGGGACACUAGCAUCAAGCGCAACUGCCUCGUCCUACCGUGUCUAGCCUCCGGGCGCAUUUACGUGGUGGACACGGGCUCCGACUUGUGUGCUCCCAGCUUGCGCAAAAUCAUCGAACCCAGUGAAAUAAUCAAGAAAACCAACCUGAGUUUCUUGCACUCCUCGCGUUGCUUGAGCAGCGGGGAAGUUCUGGUCUGCGCCCUUGGAGAUGCAUUGGGCAAUGCAAGAGGUGGACUUCUCGUUCUGGACCCAGAAACCUGGGAAGUGAAAGGGAGCUGGGGGUGUCCAGAAGAUGGACUCUUCCAGAAUUGUGACUUCUGGUUCCAGCCGCGACAAAACGUCCUAAUCAGCAGCGAAGUGGGGGAGGCCAAGUUCUUUAUCACUGGGUUCUCACCAGACAAUCUGAGAAAAGGGCGCUACGGAAGCAAACUCAACGUCUGGGACUUGACCACCCACCGCCUCCUCCAGAGGGUCGAUGUGGGUGAAGAUACAAACCCAGCGGAGAUCCGCUUCUUGCACGACCCAAACUCAGACCAUGGUUACGUGGCUGGCUUUCUGGAGAGUUCCAUCCACCAUUUCUUUAAGACAGAGGACGGAUGCUGGACGGCUGAGAAAGUGAUCCAAAUCCCGAACAAGAAAGUAUCGGGAUGGAUCUACCCCGAAAUGCCAGGAAUCACCUUCUAUAUCGUCAUCUCUCUGAACGACCGGUUCCUCUACUUAAGCAACUGGGUGCAUGGCGAUGUCCGGCAAUAUGAUAUCACCGACCCAUACUGUCCCAAAUUAGUCGGGCAGGUGUUUGUGGGGGGAAGCCUUCAGAAAGGGGGUCCCGUAACUGUCCUUGAGGAUCCGGAGCUGGACUGCCAACCCGAUCCCUUUGUGAUCCAGGGCAGGAAGGUCCAAGGAGGACCUAAUAUGAUGCAGCUAAGCUUGGAUGGCAAACGUCUUUAUGUUACCAACUCUCUUUACACGCCUUGGGACAAGCAAUUUUACCCCGAUCUGAUCAGGGACGGUUCGGUCAUGCUCCAGCUGGACGUGGACACCGAGAAGGGCGGCCUUUCCGUGAACAAGAACUUUCUGGUGGAUUUUGGGCAUGAGCCAUUCGGUCCAGCUCGGGCGCACGGCAUGUCCUACCCCGGUGGGGAUUGCACCUCCGAUAUCUGGGAAUAACAUGUCAUAUCAGCGGGGGAAGCACUCCACAUACUGGGGUCUAUCCAAUAUUUCUGUGUCUUGAUCCCUUGGAAGUCAUGCCAUACAGGUCAACAUGGGACAUACAGAUGUUGUAUAUGUACGAGUACCAUAUAUCCCCAUCUUUCUCUGUCUGCCCGCAUCCUCCAUUUUUCAGCUCCGAUGUCUCCAUGGCAAUGCUCUUCUUUCCCUUAUACUUCUCCUUCCCUUCAUAUCAGUGGGAGGAUCACUCAAGAAUCGGGAUCUAUCCAAUAUUAUUUUGUUCAAUGCUUGCUGACAUGUCUCCUUGCUCUAAAAUCUUUCACAUAUAACCAACUAGAUCUUUGUAUGCUGAUGAAGUGAAAACCUGAUGUUAUAAAUAAACGUGCGUUUUUCAGCCGAAAAGCUUAUUUCUGCAGCAUUCUGAAUAAAAGCCAAUCUACUGCAA
This is a messenger RNA of Anolis carolinensis (green anole), 2364 nucleotides long. Its product is annotated as methanethiol oxidase. The coding region runs from base 441 to 1919 and encodes 492 amino acids. Gene Ontology annotation, molecular function: protein binding; selenium binding. The transcript has 12 exons. NCBI's taxonomy places the organism in Eukaryota, Metazoa, Chordata, Lepidosauria, Squamata, Anolidae. The record is from RefSeq and is a predicted model, not a curated record.